AUGAAAACGCACCACGACGUGUCACUCAAAAAGAGUCCGGUUGGAGACUCGAGCAAGGGAGCAACGCAGUGGGAGAGAGGCAGAGGAGAGGGGGCGCUGCUGAUCAGUGGGAUCCUGCCAAUCCUGGCCCUGUCUCUGAAGCCUCUCACUGUGCUGACCGCAGAGCUGGUGGCUGAACUCGCCAAGGAAUCUGUGGUCCGUAAAGGUUUCAGCGACGCGGGUUUGGUGACGGCUUUGCCGUCUGUGCUGACCGGUCCGGACCAAGAACUGCUCCUUCACGCUGUGAAAGGCAUCUCACGCACGUCUUAUGACACGAAGCUGCAGGAACUGUUGCUGCGCCGAGGUGCGGUGCCUCGUCUGGUCGCCAUCCUGCUCCGCUUCCCUGACCAGGAGGCCCUGGAGGAAGUGUGCCUUCAGGCCCUCUGCAACCUCAGUGGCAUGGGGGUCUGGGAGAGGGGAACGUCUGUGAGGCCGGGGGAGUCCGUCUUUCAUGGCGUCUCACCUCACGCCUGCGGUUUGGCCUCCUCUGUGACUCAGGUGUGCGCGUCUCAAUGGGCGCCGGGUCAGUACGCGGUCAACGUCGAGGUUUCCCAGCGCUGCUCCGCCUCUUCCUGGAGCCUCCACGGCAGCAAACGGACGGCUCGUUGGUUCUCGUGCUUCAGCUUGGGACGCUGCUCCAAUCUGUGCCAGCUGAUCAAAGUUCCGCCAACCAAAAGUCUGAAGGCACGCGUGUUCCACACGUUCCUCUGACAGCCCAAAUACUGCAAACUGACCUAACUGGCACACACGAUUACUGGUACACGCCCACACAUCAGGGGGAUGGUUACACAGCAGGAACCUGGACAUAUAAAAAAUGCUAAUUCUUCCAGAUGUCUCAGUUUAUUCCUGUUUUUUAUGCUUUUGUUUUUCAUUUGUUUACAUUUUGACUUUACACACACCUGCUAAAUGUAAUAUACAGUCAGUUGCAGCUUAUUUCAGCGAUCAUGGGAUCCUAUGCAACGCAGAGCUGUUUGUGUUGUGCAAUAGUUGAAUCCAGGAUGAGGCAAAUGUUAAAUAUCAGUGAAAGUUAUGAAUCAUGAACAUCUUUUCGAAGAUUAUAAUAAUGUCAUUUCUGUUGAUUUGUUCA
Molecule: messenger RNA, 1126 nt
Organism: Pseudoliparis swirei
Lineage: Eukaryota; Metazoa; Chordata; Actinopteri; Perciformes; Liparidae
Source: RefSeq, a predicted model, not a curated record